Messenger RNA from Dioscorea cayenensis subsp. rotundata (Guinea yam), 808 nucleotides. RefSeq lists its product as uncharacterized. The coding region runs from base 95 to 658 and encodes 187 amino acids. Lineage: Eukaryota; Viridiplantae; Streptophyta; Magnoliopsida; Dioscoreales; Dioscoreaceae. The transcript has a single exon. The record is from RefSeq and is a predicted model, not a curated record.
UCUCUUCCAAUCUAAGCAAACCUUAAUCUCAAAAUCUCGUAUUCACUUUCCCUUCUGUUCUUCUCUUCGAAUCACCGACACGAUCGACGGUGAAAUGGACGGCUCAGAUCGUCGACCAAGCGAGAUGUCGACCAGAUCCGACGGCGGAGGAGGGACAAGCAUUCACAUCACGGCGUUAGACGGCAUCGUCAACGUUAAUUCACUGUUCACCUUCGCCGUUUUCUUAGGGUUAGCGUGGAACCCGACCGACGCCAGCGCCACCCUCGCCACGCCGGAGUGCGUCGCCGGAAGCCACGUGGCAGAGGCUCUGGUCUCAUUCCACGUGUACGCCUUCUCCUCCUUCCUCUUCUCCAGCCUGGUGGCGCAGUGCUUGAAGCAAGCCGUUCGGCUGACGCGGUCUCGCCGGAGCGAUCUGAGCCCACUAGCUGUGCGCGUGAAUCGAACUGUGCUGCGAGCCGGGAUCAUGGCUUGCGCCGUCGGCUCGGUGUUCGGCUGUGGGUUCUUGACGCUGGCGCUGGUGAACGUGGUUCAAGUCAAGCUUGGUCGGCUUGGCUGCGGCUCAUCAGUAGCCGUCGGCGCGAUUGUGCCGUUAGUGACUCUGGUGCCGGCGUCAAUGUUUAUAUACACGUUCAUCGUCUUCUAUGCUUUUACUCGCUGAACACUUAUUAGUUUUUACUAUCUUCUUUAAUUUUGUAUUUUUCACAUACGUGUGUGUGUUUUUGUUAUGUUAUGUUGUAUCUCUAUGUUUUGUUAUUGUAUUUUGGUGAGCUUUAUUUUUAAUAAGAUAUUAAUUAUUGAUGUUAUGUUA